Messenger RNA from Penicillium cinerascens, 891 nucleotides. Its product is annotated as DUF3425 domain-containing protein. Lineage: Eukaryota; Fungi; Ascomycota; Eurotiomycetes; Eurotiales; Aspergillaceae. The record is from RefSeq and is a predicted model, not a curated record. The coding region runs from base 1 to 891 and encodes 296 amino acids. The transcript has 2 exons.
AUGGAUACCGACACCAGGAAUCAACAGUCAGAUGAUGCAACAAGGAGAGCGAUGGAACUUUCUAAACAAGAUGCCGCAUCAAGACGGAGACAUCAAAAUCGCGUCAACCAACGGGCUAGUCGAAAAAGGAAAGCCCUUCAAGCUGAAAAGCAGGGCAGAACCCGAGAAAGGCGUUGGAUCAUCUACACCGAACCCGUCUGUGCCUCACCUGAGCAUAAAGGCACGACUGUCGCAAGUUCAACACAGCUUGAACAACCAAGCCCGAUACAAAAUUAUGGCAAAGCUUAUAAGGGUGUCUCUAAUCAAAUGAUACGCGAGAAAUAUUGGGCUCAACUGAAAGCGAAAGUAGCCGCCGGAGCCGCCAACAAGGUGCAAUCGCCAGAUCUUCUCUUACCGGUGGCCCAGUUCAACAUAAUGCGUGCAACCUUUGAAAAUGCGACUACCAUGGGCCUGACAUGGGAUAUCCUCAGUGAAGAUAUCGCCUCAUAUUUCAACAUCGCUGGGCCAGUCACCUUGCGGUUGCCACCGAGCUUGGAGCCGAGCGGCACGCAGAGGAGCAUCGUCCAUCACCCUUGGAUUGAUCUCAUACCCGUCCCCUCGCUCCGCGAUGCACUGUUGCUACAGAUUGAUGAGUACGACGAGGAUCAACUCUGCGGGGACUUAUACGGGAUAUGCGGACCUUCGCCGGAGGUCGGGCUGUUAGUAUGGGGCGAGGCAUGGGAUCCGUCGGCAUACGAAGUUUCAGAACGAGUGUUCAACAAGUGGGGCAGGUUUUUAAGAGGGUGCCCUGAGCUUUUGAAGUCUACAAAUUAUUGGAGGAGGAAAAGAGGAGAGAAGCAAUUGAGAUUGCCGGAUCUGAGAGAUUCCUGUGUUGAAGAGAUCAAGGAUUGA